Molecule: messenger RNA, 2968 nt
Organism: Taeniopygia guttata (zebra finch)
Lineage: Eukaryota; Metazoa; Chordata; Aves; Passeriformes; Estrildidae
Gene: PRTFDC1
Product: phosphoribosyl transferase domain containing 1
Biological process (GO): purine ribonucleoside salvage
Cellular component (GO): cytosol
Molecular function (GO): hypoxanthine phosphoribosyltransferase activity
Source: RefSeq, a predicted model, not a curated record
UCAUUUUUAAAUUCUCAAAUAGAAUAGUCAUAAGAAUUUACAGUUACUUGAAAAUUGUCUUACAGCAUAACACUGUGAAUAGCUUUAGGAUAAAUGGGAUUUUCUUAGACUUGUUGGGAAGUGCCUGUUUAAAAGAAAGAAGAGUAUGAAAUAGGGUUAUUAUAUCAGACAAAUAAUUAAUUUGAAAGUACAUGUGAAUUUCAUCUUAUUUGUCAAAUGCCAGCAAGCACUUGUAAACAAGAACUUCAAUAUUAUUGUAGAGUUACACUAUGUUCUGCUAUUCUAGAAGGAUAAAUGGGAGAAUCAAAAUUUCAUCCUGAUUCUGUUUUAUAAAGGACUUAUUGUAGCCUAAGUAAAAGUUAUUGGGUUGUAUGAAUUCUAAAGCAAUUUCCAUCCAUUUAAUUUGAUCUGCAUCACACUGAAAACGUGCAAUUUGCCAAGAAUGCAGAAGUAAGCAACACUGACAGGGGUUGCUAGUGGGUGUUGUAAUACUUAAUGAAAUUGUUUCAGUUUGCAUUAAAAUGCUUUUGAACAGACCGUUCAUUGCUACAAAAUGUUUAAAAACUUUCAGCUUCCUCAUGCACUGAAAAAGUAGAUGGGAAAAUAGUCUUUGCAGGCCGACUGCAGCAGUGUUUCUGGGGCAAGACUUUCUCUAAUAAAAAGCUUGCCAAGGAGGAUAUUUAUAAUCUCCUGUUUCUAUGGAAAUGAGGAACACAACUAAGUAACUUUUUUUUCUUUUGUGUAGUUUCAAGGCUUGUGUAAGUCAGGGGAAAAGCUUUCAUUGAUUCCAGUGCUCUCCCAGUCAUGCCCUUCAUGGACAAAUAUUCAGUAGCCAAUGAGUAAUUUUUUUGAUGCAGAAAAUUUUGGGUAGAGUUAAGAAAAUAUGCCAGUUAAGGAGCCUGUAACCGUCAAUGAAUAGGAAAAAAAAAGCCCCCAAGCAACUCAAAAUCCAUAAGGCAGAACAGUGUUUCAGUACAGCAAGAGGCAGGGCUGUGUCCGAGUUAAAGAAGAGGGGAUGUGGAGGACCAGCUCGACGUCAAAUAUGUUAUCUCAGCCAAAACUGUGAGGAACAAUUUAUUGCUCUACUAUAAAAUGAUUUCAGACAAUUGGCCUGGAUACAGUCUGGAUUUAUUCACUUACCCUCAACACUACUAUGGUGACCUGGAAUAUGUGCUCAUUCCUCAUGGCAUUAUUGUUGACAGGACAGAACGACUGGCAAAAGAUAUUAUGCAAGACAUUGGAGACAAUGAUAUUGUGGUUCUCUGUGUCCUCAAAGGUGGCUACAAGUUCUGUGCUGAUCUUGUGGAGCACAUUAAAAAUCUCAGCAGAAAUUCAGAAAGGUUCAUCUCCAUGAAAGUCGAUUUUGUUAGACUGAAAAGUUACCACAAUGAUCAGUCUAUGCAAGAUAUGCAGAUAAUUGGAGGAGAUGAUCUGUCAAAGCUGAAUGGCAAGAAUGUUCUAAUUGUGGAGGAUAUUGUUGGAACUGGAAGGACCAUGAAGGUUCUGCUUAACAAUAUAGAAAAAUACAAGCCAAAAAUGAUUAAAGUAGCAAGUUUGUUGGUGAAAAGAACAUCUCGACCUGAUGGGUACAGACCAGAUUAUUACGGAUUUGAAAUUCCAGAUUUAUUUGUGGUAGGUUAUGCCUUAGACUACAAUGAGCACUUCAGAGAUUUAAAUCACAUAUGUGUUAUCAACGAUCAUGGCAAAACAAAAUACAGAGUCUGAAGCAAUAACAUCAACACCUGAAUAUUUCUGUGAAGCAGAAAUUUGACUACACUCCUUCAAGCAUCUCCCAGAAAAGUGAUUCAACUAGCUUGUAUGUCUUUCAACUCAGUAUAAUAAGGGGUUUACUCUAGAGAUGCUAAUGAAUAUUUACAGAUGUGAGAGGUCUUAUCUAAAAUGUGAAACAUAGGACUUUUACAGUUAUUACCUUUAUUACAUAUUAAAAUUGCCACCUAAGAUACCUUUUGACUAAUAACUUGUCUGCCUCAGGUCUCAUUGUGAACACAUCUUUUCUUUGCUCAGUUCUUCAUUCCACCUAUUGCAAUUGCAAUAAUUUCACCUACUCUGCUGUGUUGCACAAGGUAGUUCAAAAGUGCCAUUCUGUGCAUGAAAAUUAUUUUACAAGAUUUUACUGACUUCAUCAUGCCUUUAGUCUUGGUCAGAUAUGCUGCUGCAAAACUGAAAGCAUUAUUUUGACUUAAUUCCACAAUUCAAAAGUUUCAGUGGAAGUUCUGUGUUGUGCUGCAGUUCAUUACUGACUCUUCAAAACAAAGUUUUAUCUCUCAGAAUGUGCUGAAUUAGAAUGCAGGUCAAAAUGAACCUUUGCAAGACACUGUUGAUCCAAAAUUGGAAGAUAUCAUGGUUCUGGUAUGUCAUGUAGCCAUAGAUCUGACCUGUUUAAUGUGCUGAAUUUUAAUCAAGACAAAACAAUGCCAGGCAGGUUUGAAUUUCUGCAUGGUAUCCAUUUCUUCUGUAGGACACAAACAAGUAUAAAAAUGAACAGUGUUUUCCUGAGCUCAUUUUCUUAACUAAACCUCAUUAAGCACAACAGUUUAAUGUUAUUCAGACACUUAUUUGGUUAUGAUUUGAUUUUGUAACGUGUCUGAGAUUUCUGUAACCAUCUGCCAUCUUCGAGAAUACAGGUCGGCAAUGCUGAAGGAGUCUUGCAUGGAAAAAAAGAAAAAUAUACAGGACAACAUAGAAAACCAGUUAAUGCAUGAGUGUUGUAGACUCUAGACUCCUUCCUUUGUAGAUCAUGUUUGAAGAAGUUUGUGAAUUUUAUGUACUGUAUUAGCUGUGAAAAGUUUAAUCCUGUAUUAAAUAUAACUGUUCUUAACAACUUCCUGAGGGAAACCAAUGCAAAGUAAGUAGCUGUGUAUCAGUAGCUUUGCUCUGAACUGUGAGAAGCAGAUUGUUACUAGCUGCAGAUUCCUAUAAACUAAUAAAGAAACAUUAAGAAUGCUUA